Messenger RNA from Lathyrus sativus (Indian pea), 747 nucleotides. The record is from the annotation of a GenBank genome assembly. NCBI's taxonomy places the organism in Eukaryota, Viridiplantae, Streptophyta, Magnoliopsida, Fabales, Fabaceae.
AUGGCGUCUCUACAACACACCACCGCUUCACUCCACUCCAAGCACAUCCCCAAAACCACAAACAUCCUCACUCGAAAACCCAUCCGCAACUUCUCCUUUUCCACCUUCACCUCCCCAAAACUCAAACUCUCCCUCACCAAAACCCGCCGCUCCACCGGCGGAGGAGCCCUCGGAGCCAAAAUGGUAUCCCAAGCCGCCGCCAGCUACGCAGCCGCUUUUGCCGACGUAGCAAAAUCAAACAACACCCUGGACGCAACAAUCGCCGACGUCGAGAAAAUCGAACAGCUUUUUUCUGACCCCAAGGUGUUCGACUAUUUCUGCAGCCCAAUAGUCGAAGAUUCCGCCAAACGCCAACUUAUAAUAGAGUUCGCCACUGCCUCAGGCUUCCAACCACACACACUCAACUUCCUUAACAUCUUGAUCGACUCACAGAGGAUCGACGAAGUCCUCGACAUUUUCAAGGAGUUUGAACUUGUUUACAAUACUAUAACUGAUACCGAGCUUGUGGUUGUGACUUCAGUUGUGAAGUUGGAGUCGCAGCAUUUGGCUCAGAUUGCAAAACAGGUUCAGAAGCUUACUGGGGCUAAGAGAGUGAGGACUAAAACCCUUCUUGAUCCAAGUUUGGUGGCUGGAUUUACUAUCAGGUAUGGGAAUACUGGCUCUAAGCUUAUUGAUAUGAGUGUUAAGAAGAAACUUGAGGAAAUUGCUGCUCAACUUGAUGUGGGUGAUCUCAAACUCGCUGUAUGA